AUGUUAAUAAAGCCUCCUCUUCAAAUCGAGUCCUAUAAUCGGUGCUGUGAAGUUUCUAUUAAUACCCUAGAAGUUGAUCAACUGCUUGAUAAUCAAGUUGGAAAGGCAGAUCAAUCAAGUGAUGUUCAUGAAAUAACUACUACUGAUAACGCUGCGAAAAUUGCUUCUACAACUUUUACUGAUAUCGCAGCCCUCUAUUUUCCUGUAAUCGGAUCGGCGAAGAUUUUAGUUGAUGAAAUUCUUAAAAUAU
Molecule: messenger RNA, 250 nt
Organism: Racocetra persica
Lineage: Eukaryota; Fungi; Glomeromycota; Glomeromycetes; Diversisporales; Gigasporaceae
Source: the annotation of a GenBank genome assembly